Messenger RNA from Hirsutella rhossiliensis, 672 nucleotides. RefSeq lists its product as uncharacterized. The record is from RefSeq and is a predicted model, not a curated record. NCBI's taxonomy places the organism in Eukaryota, Fungi, Ascomycota, Sordariomycetes, Hypocreales, Ophiocordycipitaceae. The coding region runs from base 1 to 672 and encodes 223 amino acids. The transcript is spliced from 2 exons.
AUGAAGUACCGCACUGGAGCCCUGAUUGCCAUGUGCCUCACCACAGGCACCUUUGCCGCUCCCACCAGCGAGAAGCCUACUGUCCAAGUCAAGGCUAUCACUGAGGAAGGAAAACCCUCCGGGUCUCUUGGCUUGCUCGGCGGCAGCUUUCCGGAGAGCAAGUACAUCGAGUUGGGCGAGCAUAAGAAGCAUAAAGGCCCUUAUCGCCGCUCCAUGGAGUUCGACGCGAAGGAAUCGGGCAAGAAACCGGUCGGUGACCUUGUUGGUGAUGUUGGCAAGGCGCUUCCUGUCCGUCGGUCGGAGAAACCCGUCGGCGGCCUUGUUGGUGAUGUUGGCAAGGCGCUUCCUGUCCGUCGGUCGGAGAAACCCGUCGGUGGCCUUGUUGGUGAUGUUGGCAAGGCGCUUCCUGUCCGUCGGUCCAUGGAGGUGGACGCUGAGACUCCGAAGCCGUCUAUCCCUGGAGAGAAGCGCCCUAAAGCCACCCGUCGCUCUAUGGAAUUUGACGCAAAGAGGCUGAAGAACAAGAGGCCGAAGAACAAGAAUCUUCCCAUUCCCGCCCGUCGCUCUAUGGAGUUUGACGCGAAAAAGCCUGUCGGAGACGUUGCCGAGGAUGAUGAUGCUCCCACCGAGAAAGGUACUGAAGAUGCAGGGGCUUCUGAUGAGUCGCAGUAG